GCGACAUUGACAAGGACGUUAGAUCGCCUGACCAAAAGAGCUAUGCUACAAUUUUGAAAAAUGAAUUUAAGUGGUUAUGGACUCCGUCUCCGCUGCAACCAGCCCUGUCUCGGUUGGACAUCGUCACUGUAGCUACCCACAGAACUCCGUCUUCUCAGUGGUUAAGGACUCCGUCUCCGCUGCAGUCCGACGGUGGACUAUUACGCAUUGGAAAGAAGACUGCUGUUAAGAUUAGGAAGGCCCAGAAUAAUAAAAGUCUUCGUGUCGUUACCACCCACCUGUCAGAGACAACACCAUUUUCUGUCGCUAACCGGAUGCUUAAAGGUGAUGGAGAGUCCCAAGAAGCUCAGGCAAAUGCUGUGGCAUCGAGUAGCUCUGUAGCAUUGCCUUCGUUGUCACCUAUACCAAAGGGUGAGAUGCAAGGAAAUACAAAAAACGGAAAAAUGGCAAAGAUGGUGGGUGACAUGAUAGUUGAGGACCUAGCCACGGCAACGAAUGCAUGUGUUACUCUUAUGAAGAAACUAGCCAUGUUUUUGGAAUGGAAAGGCAAUCGUCAAUGGUGGAAGAAAUAUUAUUACUUUGAGCUCAUAACUUCUCCAAAUUGUCGGUCGCGAACAGUACUUGAAGGCAAACCUCCACAAGUUGGGGUAUCUGAUUCAGGAUGUAGUAUGAGUACCACGAAUGAGUCGCCAGUAUCUCCUCCUUUGUCGUCAUUGGCGUUGGCAUUUUCACCUGCACUUGAUCGGCUCCGAUGCUUGAAAGCAGCUCAAAAGUUGUAUGACAACGCGCCAGUGGCUGUCAAGCAAGGAUCAAUCCGAUCAGGACCUAGCUGA
Molecule: messenger RNA, 833 nt
Organism: Paraglomus brasilianum
Lineage: Eukaryota; Fungi; Glomeromycota; Glomeromycetes; Paraglomerales; Paraglomeraceae
Source: the annotation of a GenBank genome assembly